Messenger RNA from Brassica rapa (field mustard), 1497 nucleotides. Its product is annotated as dirigent protein 15. The record is from RefSeq and is a predicted model, not a curated record. Lineage: Eukaryota; Viridiplantae; Streptophyta; Magnoliopsida; Brassicales; Brassicaceae.
CUAAUAACUAGGAUCUCUAUUAUUUAAAGUAACUAUCUAACUAUUCUUUAAUCUAAAUCUUUUAAAAAGUAAAUAAAUCUGGCAAAUGUUGCUUGAGUUGCAUUUACUACUUUUUUUUGCCCAAUAGGGGAAACAUAUCAAUAGAAUUUAUGCAGCAUUUAUUUACUAUCUCUUUUUAUGCAGCAUUCCAUUUUGUUAAAGAAUAUCCUACCUACAGUUUUCACAUUGAACACUAGUAUGAUGAAACUCUAUAAAUAAUCAAAAUUUCGUUUGGACUUUAAUCUUUCCAUCGUAUAUUAUUCUUAAGUUUACAUGAGAACAUAAUAAUAAUGAAAAGCGGGAUAAUGUCGUUAAUCUUUGCGCUCUAUUUAGCCGUUAUGGUUGUUACAGCGAAUAGCGAUUCCAACUACUACGGGACGACCAAGCCGGUUCAUCCGAAGGAGGAGAAAGUGACACGUCUCCGCUUCUACCUUCAUGAUAUCCUCAGUGGCAGAAACCCCAGCGCCGUCAGAAUCGCACACGCCAAUCUCACCGGCGGCGCAGAUUCGGCAGUAGGAUUCGGAAGCCUGUUCGCGAUGGACGAUCCACUCACCGUGGGACCCGGGAAAGGUUCGAAGGAGAUAGGAAACGGGCGUGGAAUGUACGUAUCCGCGAGCAAAGACAUAAGAAAGUUCACGAUCGUGAUGUACGCGGAUUUGGCGUUCACGACGGGGAAAUUCAACGGAAGCUCGAUAAGCGUGUUCUCCAGGAAUCCGGUAGCCGAAGAGGCGGGAGAGAGAGAGAUUGGGAUCGUGGGAGGACGUGGUAAAUUCAGAAUGGCUAGAGGCUUCGUCAAAAUCAAAACGCAUCAGAUCGACAUGAAGACAGGCGAUGCUGUUCUCCGUUACGAUGCUACUGUUUACCAUUAUUAACCACAUCAUUUUAUGUUCAAACUAUAAUUUGUAACAACUCUACAAUUAUAUUUCCGAUUCAAAUGAUAAUCCGAUUCCAAACUUUACCUACUGCUUGUUUUCCCGCUAACUUGUUUUGUUACAAAUUUAUAAUAUAGUUAGAAAUUUUAAAAUAACACUAAAGAUUAUAAGGCUUCAGUAUAUAGAUCAUUUGCCGAAAAGCUCAAUAUUUUCGUAGGAGUUGUUAAGACAUAGAUUUUGUGAAAAAUUCAAAAAUAUAACAAUAAUGUUUUAAUGCAUAGUUGCACCUGCACUAACAUAUGAUGAUGGUCAAAGAGUUUUCGAACUUUUGUUGUCUCCGUUUCUCUAGAAUAACGACUUUAUAGUGGUUAGUCCCCUGAUUUAGAGAUUAUAUGAAGUAUUACUAAAUUAAUUGAUAAAUAAUUAGAACGAUGUCCAUGUACCAUGAUAGAGAAUUUAGAGUACAUUAAUACAAAUGUAAAAUAUGGUUAGAAAUUUUAAAACAACACUACGGAUUAUAGGCUUCAAUAUAUUUAUCAUUUACAGAAAAACUCAAUAUUUUUGUAGGGGUCAACACAUAAUUUUU